AUGACGUCUCAUGAAGAAAGCACGGGACCGCCGGCUUAUGACUCUGACAAAGCCGCUCUCGAACGUGCUGGCAAGAAAGAGGUUUUAAAGCGGGAAUGGGGCUUCUUUGCCAUGUUGAUGUUCGGCUCUGCCACAUUAUCCACAUGGGAGGCCACGAGCGCCGUCUUCGUGAGCGCGUAUACCAACGGAGGUCCAGCAUCUGUUGUAUACGGUUUUAUCGUCGCCGUUAUUGGCACCUUGGCAAUCGGUGCCUCUUUUGCUGAAAUGGCAUCGAUCUCUCCUAUUGCCGGCGCGCAGUAUCACUGGACAGCCGAACAUUCUCCCCCGAAACUGCGUGCAGUUCUAAGCUGGGCUCAAGGGUGGAUUACUGUUCUUGCAUGGCAAGGUGCAAUAACAUCCGUCUGCUUCCUCUGUGCGUCAAUGACACAAGGGUUGAUCAUCUUCAACGACCCAACCUAUGUUCCCGAGAGAUGGCACACAACUCUGUUAAUGAUAGCACUUGGUGGACUCGCCGUAAUGGGAUGUACAGUUGGCAAGGCACUGCUGCCCCUCUGGGAAUCGUUGGCUGGAAGCUUGCAUGUCAUUUUGUUCUUCAUUAUCACAGUCGCCAUCCUAAUCACCAGCGAUAAGGCCGAUAACAGGGCAGUCUGGGCGACGUUUGUCAACGCCGGUGGCUGGCCAAGCGACGGGAUAAGCUUCUGUCUCGGCUUUCUCACUCCUGCCUUCGCCCUCGCCGGCAUCGACGCAAUUGUCCACAUGGCUGAAGAAACAAAGCAUGCCGCAAUCAACAUCCCCCGCGCAAUAAUCGGUUCUAUCAUCAUCAACGGUGUUUGUGGCUUCGCCUUCAUCGUCGCGAUACUUUACUCCAUUGUUGACGUAGAAGCCGUCCUCACUAACGGCAUCGCCACCGGCUACCCCAUCAUCGAAGUCUUCCACCAGGCCACUCGGAACUCGAGCGCAGCGGUCGCCAUGAUGUGCGGACCCAUCCUUAUCUUCUCCAUGGCGGUUUUCGGUUCUACUGCAAGUGCUGGCAGAUUAACAUGGGCUUUUGCCCGUGAUCGUGGUCUUCCAAUGUCUAGGUUCCUCUCCGUCGUCACCAAUUGGAACAAGGCACCCACACGUGCCCUUCUCUUCAACUACAUUGUCCUAUGCCUUCUAUCCCUCAUCAAUAUAGGCAGCACCGUCGCUUUGAACGCCAUGGUCUCCCUCGCGACGGUCGCCUUAUAUGCUUCGUACGGGCUUCCCAUCCUCCUCUUUGCACUGCGCCGUCACUCCAAAACCCGAUCUAUUUGCUUCGGACCAUGGCGCAUGCCCGAGUACCUAGGGAUCAUCUCUAAUUGGGUGGCAAUCGUAUUUUGCGCCUUCCUCGUGAUAUUCCUUCCAUUCCCGCCCAUGCUUCCAGUCACCGCCUUAAAUAUGAAUUGGGCGAGUGUGGUUUUUGUCGCAGUUAUGGGCUUCGCGAUUGUGAGUUGGUUUGUCAGAGGUAAGGGUCGGUUCGUUGGGCCUAUCAUUGAGGUUGGGAUACGCGAUGGAAGUGAUGGUGAGGUUGAUGAUGGUGAACAUGAGCAUGGGUCUGUGACCAAAUAUGAUUGA
Messenger RNA from Endocarpon pusillum Z07020, 1593 nucleotides. RefSeq lists its product as uncharacterized. NCBI's taxonomy places the organism in Eukaryota, Fungi, Ascomycota, Eurotiomycetes, Verrucariales, Verrucariaceae. Gene Ontology annotation, cellular component: membrane. Gene Ontology annotation, molecular function: transmembrane transporter activity. The coding region runs from base 1 to 1593 and encodes 530 amino acids. The record is from RefSeq and is a predicted model, not a curated record. Gene Ontology annotation, biological process: transmembrane transport. The transcript is spliced from 5 exons.